Messenger RNA from Tachysurus fulvidraco (yellow catfish), 4766 nucleotides. It is a transcript of the gene pdzd8, whose product is annotated as PDZ domain containing 8. Gene Ontology annotation, molecular function: lipid binding; protein binding. Gene Ontology annotation, biological process: mitochondrial calcium ion homeostasis. The transcript has 5 exons. Gene Ontology annotation, cellular component: mitochondria-associated endoplasmic reticulum membrane contact site. Bases 232 to 3702 code for a protein of 1156 amino acids. NCBI's taxonomy places the organism in Eukaryota, Metazoa, Chordata, Actinopteri, Siluriformes, Bagridae. The record is from RefSeq and is a predicted model, not a curated record.
GAUCCCUACACUAGUGCACUGUACAGUGUUGUAAACGGAGCCUACUAAGAGCCCUAAGUGUCCUUCAGAGGGGGGGUUGUGAUUGAACCGCAAAGGAAGAGGCAGGCGGAUGAUAUGGCAGCUUUAUGAGCGGCCAGGUGGAACUCGCUUUGUGUUGAAUUCGCCUUAACAGCCGCGACAUGACGUCGAUGUAACGAGGAGUCGGACACGAUAACCAGACCCCUACAGAAGAUGCUGUACUUGGUGUUAAUCUCGGCGUUUACCGGGGCGGUGGUGACGCUGCUGCUGCAGCUCGCGCUGCUAUACCGGAGGUCCCCGGAGCCCGUGGCGCGGACGGUGCAGUACGUUAAAGCGGUACCGGAUCCGGUGCUGAAGGAUUACUUUACAAAUCCGCAGCAACCGGACACGUCCAGACAGCCGGCGGACGGUGCGUGUCCUGGGCCUCCUCCUCCUUCUCCUCCUCCUCCUCCUCUUCCUCAUCCACAGGAUGAACCGGAGACAUGCGGUUUCCUCAACGCGAUCUUCUUGUUCCUUUUCCGGGAGCUGCGCGACACGCCGGUAGUCCGUCACUGGGUCACCAAGAAGAUCCGCGUGGAGUUCGAGGAGCUGCUGCAGACCAAGACGGCGGGCCGCCUGCUGGAGGGUCUGAGCCUACGCGACGUGUCGCUCGGAGACUCCGUGCCCGUGUUUAAGACAGCGCGUCUGGUCAGACCCGUGCAGCUGGACGACAGCGGCAUGCCUGAGGAGCUCAGCUUCGAGGUGGACCUGGAGUACGCAGGCGGCUUCCACCUGGCUGUCGACGUGGACCUGAUGUUCGGAAAGUCCGCUUACCUGUUCGUGAAGAUGCGGCGUGUGUCCGGCCGCCUGCGCCUGCGCUUCAGCCGGCUGCCCUUCACGCACUGGUCCUUCUCCUUCGUCGAGGACCCGCUGGUCGACUUUGAGGUCAAGUCUCAGUUUGAGGGCCGCCCGCUCCCUCAACUCACCUCCAUCAUUGUCAACCAGCUCAAGAGGGUCAUCAAGAAGAAACACACGCUCCCUAACUACAAGAUCAGGUACAAACCGUUCUUUCCCUUCCAAGUACAGCCAACGCCGGAGCCAGACUUCUCGGUCCAGGAUGAGCGGUUGGUGGAGGGACGCCUCCGUGUGACGCUCGUUGAAUGUAGCAGGUUGUUUAUUCUGGGCUCAUAUGACCGGGAGACGUACGUCCACUGCACUGUUGAGCUCAGCAGCCACGAAUGGAGGGAAAAACCUCGCAGCUCCAUCAAACGGACCGAGGUAAUUAAAGGUCCGAACGGUAGUGUGGGGAUGACGUUCCGACACGUCCCAGCGACUGAAGGAGACGUGGUGCAUGUUAGCAUUGAGACGGUGACUCCUAACUCCCCUGCUGCACAGGCUGACCUGCAAAAAGGAGAUCGCUUAAUUGCAAUCGGAGGAGUCAAAGUAACAUCCUCUGUCCAAGUGCCAAAGCUGCUAAAACAAGCUGGAGAUCGAGUGAACGUUCUGUACGAGAGACCAGUCAGACACCAGGUGCCUACAAUGGGCUUGGGACCCCUUCAGGACACCCUGGGUCCCUUGGAUGAACCUGCAUACCCUGUGGCUGGGGGUUAUGAGGAGGACCCAGCCCAUAUUUCCAACAUAGACCUAACUGAUGGCAAAGACAAUGACUCCGAGUUUGAGGAACUGAUAGUGGAGUCCAAAACAUCUGUAGUUCCAGUCAUGGCAGAAGCUAAAGAGGAUACUUUACUUUCUGUAAACCAAAGCCCUAAAAAAACUGUAGCCAAUCUGGCCUCCAAGCCCCUGGGUACCAUCUCACCAAUUCUUAAUCGCAAGCUUAACUUGGCUGGCCUUCAAUCACCACUUAAACCCCAGCCUAAAGAGUCACCAAAGCCCUCACCACUUAAGAGUGCAGAAUUAUCUGAACCACCACAGAGGCCAACAGUGCCCCCACCUCCACCGCCUGUGCGACCGCCUGUCCCACCUAGGCCCCAAAUAAAAGUGACCUCUCCGUCCACAUCCUGUGAAUCCCAAAACAUGGACGGAACAGACUCUAUUGUAGAGAAACCCCCAGAAAAAUCUCCCCAAGGUGCAAGCAAUGGAGAGAAAGCUCUACCUGAGAAAAGUCCCACAAAAACUCCUGAGAUAAAGCCUGUAAACAAACCCGUAGAGUCAAAUGAUGAACUCCCAACAAACCCCAUAACCAAUAAGCAAGAUGUGAUCAAAGACAAAAUAACUGAGAGUGCAUUUAAUAUUAAAGACAGUAUGGAUGAGCAGGGUCUCUGGGAGUCAUCCGAGGCUAUGUUCCGCAACAGAUAUGGCCACUGGGGCAAGGCCUCGGUAGUCUUUGAUGUGGAAAGCAACCAUAAAUACCUUAAUGUAGCAGUCUGGUGCAAGGAUCCCUUUAAGCUAGGUAGUCUCUUAUGUUUGGGCCAUGUUAGCUUGCAUUUAGAGCAUAUAGCUUUGGAAUGCUUGUGUAUUUCUUCGGCAGAAUACCAGAGCACCUUCCGUCUGUGUGCCCCCGAACCAAGGGCCAGCGUCAGUCGCACUGCACUUCGUAGUCUUAGCACACACAAGGGCUUCAACGAGAAGCUGUGCUACGGAGACAUCACACUUAACUUCACCUACCUGGCAGAGGGAGACUCAGACCUGCCUAGUGGAGUUCUUGAGAGGGAGGGGAGCAUACAAGAAGAAGAGCCAAAGGAUCGUGAUAGAGAAAGGGACAAUAUGCCGGCACUAACCCGGGAGGACCUAAAUUACAGCUCCAUGCGGCUUGAGGUUCGACACAACUUUCAGGACACUCAGUUUCAGAAUCCCACUUGGUGUGACUACUGCAAAAAGAAGGUUUGGACCAAGGCUGCAUCACAGUGCAUCACCUGUGCCUACGUCUGCCACAAGAAGUGCCAGGAGAAAUGUCUUGCAGAGCAUCCUUUCUGUAUGGCUAUUGCCGACCGGCGAAGCGCAGACCCUGAAGCAAAGUCCACCAUCAACCGGGCAACCUCUGGUCUCACUCGGCACAUCAUCAACACCAGCUCCCGUCUGCUCAACCUGAGGCAGGUUCCUAAAGCCAGGCUAGCAGAACAGGCAGCAGAGGUCGGUCCUGGAGUGGUAGAACCUUCCCCAAAACACACACCCAACACCUCAGACAAUGAGAGCAGUGACACAGAGACUUACAUAGGGGCUAGUCCUUCAAAACAUCCAUCAACCAGUGGUGGCACAAAGCUGGCACGCAAAGAAGGAGGGUUAGAUGACAGCGUGUUUAUUGCAGUGAAGGAGAUCGGACGUGAUCUGUAUCGUGGCCUCCCUACAGAUGAGCGAUCGCAAAAGUUGGAACUGAUGCUGGAUAAACUCCAGCAGGAGAUUGACCAAGAGCUGGAACACAACAACUCGCUGAUUUCUGAAGAGAAGGAAGCAACCGAUGCACGCCGCAAAGCCCUGAUCACUUCAGCUCUGGUCAAGUCGGGUGAACGGCUUCAGGCUUUGACUCUGCUAAUGAUCCACUAUCGUGCUGGCAUAGAUGACAUAGAGUCCAUGGAGUGCACCUCGCUGUCUGAACAGCAUGGCUUCCCAAAGUCAAAAGUGGAGGUUAUAGAGGAGGAUCUGAUGGGUGCAGAAGUGUAUGACAGUGACGUUUGUAGCCCAGUGGAUGUACAGAGUCUAAGUGACAUUAGUGAGGAACAGAUUUGUGUGGAAGCGUUGCCACGUUAAAGAACGCAACACAAAACAAAUUUGACACUUGCAGCGUUUUAUUGCGAGGUUUUUGGGGACUGUAUCAGACCGACUGGCACUGGAAUCGUUUAUGAAUGUGAGGUUUGCAAAAUAAGUUAUUUUACCCAGAAAUAUAUAAAAAUUCUCUCAUUUGGGGACUUUUUCGUGGUCGUUAUCAGAUUUUAUUUCUUAUGUCUUUUUUUUUUUUCCCUUAACCUGUCAUAUCUGUGGUCCCAAUCCAGUCAGUACAGUGAAUCAAUGCAAUGUCUCAAAAAUCCAACUUUUACUGUAGGUCAGUAUUGGAAUUGACAGUAUCUUUAUCGAUGUAGAUCAAACCAAGCCUUCCUGCCUUGGCUGAAAGGGGAAGCACCACUUUGCGUGGUAAUAAAACAUGAUCGGCUUUGACGCAGGGGGAGAUUACUCCAUUUUGUAGCAGCAGUGUUACUGAUAAUAUUUAGGGUUGAAGGAUACCAGGGUGGCCUGCUUUCGUGUGAGCUUCGCACCUUUUGCUUUCGACCAUCUGCUUCUAACCAGGAGGAUUUAGCCAAGUACUAGAAAAUUAAAUCUUAAUAUCGGAUCAGUGUGGAGCCCCACCCCCCUGGUUGUCUAGUGUCAUUCUCCAAUUUCCUUUUCCUUUCAAUGUGAGCACUUUUUUUAUUGUAAUAAUUUCUUUUUGAAAAUAUUCUAGAAAAAAGUGUCAUUCGUCUGUGGUUUCAUUUUAAUACAUCUAUCUGUGUUUGAUUAAAUUGCAAGGGAAUUAUUAUAGGAAAAAAUAGCUAAUGAUAGCUUUUUUGGGGGGGGGGGACCAUGACUUUAUUUAAUUUUUUUUUUUUUUUUUUGGUGAAGUCUGAUGAAUUCUAAUUUUGUUGAAUUCUAAUGCCAAACAAAUGUGACAAAUCACCAUUGUUUUAUUUCGUGUUAUGUUGGACAUCACGUUAACGAUGAUCUAUUUUGUUGUAAUAUUUUUUUCCUUUGUGUCUUUUCAGGUUGUCCCUACAAUUGUUCGUUUGCACCUUUUAGAAAUAUGAAAAUUGACUUUCACUAAAAAAAGCAUUUGAAAAGGA